GGAAAAUUGCAGUUAAAACUAUCAUUCCCAAUUCUUUCUAUGCAUAUUGUGGUGCAACUGUGUUAGAGAGUGUCACAUAUGCAGUUAAAGUAGUGCGGAUUAUACACUUAGUGAAAAAUGAGUGGGAAGGGGCAGGGUAAAACCAGGCCUCAAGAGAAAAGACUCAUGGUCUACUUCAGGGAGUAUUGUGAUUAUACAGGAAUCCACGGGUUUCGGUAUAUCGGGGAAGAUCGAACUUUGGCUGAAAGAAUAUGGUGGACUAUAUGGUUGUUACUCUCCAUGAUAUUCUGCGGAUUGAUGGUCUACCAAAUAUUCGACAAAUACAUAAACUACCCAGUGUUAAUAACGUUUUCUAUGAAGGAAACGCGCCUCCAACAAAUUCCGUUUCCAGCUGUGACGAUAUGUCCUAGGGCUAAGUUUUCAUUGUCGCAUUUCAACAUCACUGCUGUUCUUGAAAAAAUGAAGGCUGAUAAUAUCACUGAAGAAGAAGCACAAAAAAUUGGCUACGCUUCGGCAGUUUGUGAAUUCUCCCAUUUUAAUAAGACGGAAAGCUAUUCUCGUGAAGGAUUUUAUAAAUUUCUCAAUGAGAGUAGACCUUCGAGUAUAUUCAAAUACUGUUCGUAUCUCGAGAAAGAGCCAGAUUGUACAGAAUUUUUUAAGCCCAUAUUGACAGAAGAAGGGGUUUGUUAUAGUUUCAACAUCUUGGACAAGACUGAUAUGUUUAGAGACAAUGUCGAGUUUAACCUCCCCGAUUUUCAUUCAACAUCCCAGAUACAGCAUUGGGAUGUCGAAAGUGGAUUCACGGCUUCACAAAUCCAUACUUAUCCUCAACGAGCUUUAAGAAUAGGACAGAAGAACGCAUUUUAUGUGUUGAUGAAAACAAGAAAAUCGGAUAUAGAGUAUGAGUGCCCCAUGGGCGAGUCUGGAUACAGGGUCAUCCUUCAUUUUCCGUCUUGCUACCCCGACGUGACGGAAAACCACUUCACGGUUCCUCUGGGACAAAGUGUCACCGGGGUCAUCAUUCCUCACAUGAUAAAAACAUCAGAAGGUGUAAAACGAUUCCACCCACAGACGAGGGAUUGUUACUUCCAAUCCGAAAGACCCCUGAAGUAUUUCAAGGUCUAUACGCAGGCAAAUUGUCUGUUGGAAUGCAAGACAAACUAUACUUUGGAUAUAUGCGGAUGCGUUGGGUUUCAUAUGCCUAAAACUGAAGGUACUCCAAUAUGCUUAAUGGAGAAGUUAUACUCUUGUAUGGAGAAUGUGGAAUGGGACGUCUUUUAUACAGUAUACAACGACUACGCGGUCGUCGAAGAAGAAGUGAAACAUCCGAAUUUUACUCAAUGUGACUGUCGCCCAAUGUGUACAGACGUCUCUUACAGAUUGGAAAUGUCACAAAAUCCGAUUUUAUACAGUCCCGGAAUGUUCGCUAAAAUUAAUGAUAAAGAAGAAUUUCCUAUGAUGCACUACUCGGUUCUAAACCUAUAUUUCAAGACAAACCAUAUCGAGACAAGGGAAAGAAACGAACUGUACAGCUUGUCCGAUGUGAUAUCCAAUUUUGGAGGCCUACUAGGACUAUUCACAGGAUUCUCGAUUUUAUCCGCUACAGAAAUUGUGUAUUUUCUAUCGUUGAGAAUCUGGGGAAACAUCAAAUUAUUUGGCCACUGGAGCGGACCAGUACAGAAUUAGAUUUGGACAUGGAGCUUGCAUGGAAAAAGGAAAAUAAAAAUGUGUCUCAGAAUACUAUCAACAAACCCGGAUCAUCUUCAGAUUUGUGUUGGAUCUGUCGCUUUUUGUAAAUAAAAUAGUUAUGUGCAGAUAUUUAUUUUAAUUGUAUUUACUUAUAGAACGAACUGUAUUUAUGUUCAAAAAAGACGUCAAGUAGGUUGACUCGAUGCUUUUCACGCAAAGAGGCCAUGGGUUGAAGGUCUAUGCGCUGGCAGACAUUUUAUCACUAUUUAUUGAAGAUUGAGUUUUGG
This is a messenger RNA of Acanthoscelides obtectus, 1976 nucleotides long. The record is from the annotation of a GenBank genome assembly. NCBI's taxonomy places the organism in Eukaryota, Metazoa, Arthropoda, Insecta, Coleoptera, Chrysomelidae.